Messenger RNA from Rhinichthys klamathensis goyatoka, 1811 nucleotides. It is a transcript of the gene cct2, whose product is annotated as chaperonin containing TCP1, subunit 2 (beta). The coding region runs from base 122 to 1729 and encodes 535 amino acids. The record is from RefSeq and is a predicted model, not a curated record. The transcript has 16 exons. Lineage: Eukaryota; Metazoa; Chordata; Actinopteri; Cypriniformes; Leuciscidae. Gene Ontology annotation, cellular component: chaperonin-containing T-complex; cytosol. Gene Ontology annotation, biological process: protein folding. Gene Ontology annotation, molecular function: ATP-dependent protein folding chaperone; ATP hydrolysis activity; ATP binding.
ACAGGGACUUUUAAGUUGAAAAGUGUUCGCGCGCAGACAGGAAGCGGUAGAUCUGUCGCGCGCUUCCCUGCACUGUUCUUCCUGUCUCGUGUGCGUCUCUUCAGCACAUCCUAUUAUCAUCAUGGCGUCUCUAUCAAUGGCCCCCAUGAACAUCUUCAGACAAGGAGCGGACGAGGAGAAGGCCGAGACGGCUCGACUGUCCUCCUUCAUCGGCGCCAUUGCCAUCGGGGAUCUGGUGAAAAGCACUCUGGGACCCAAGGGCAUGGACAAGAUCCUGCUGGGUGGCGGCAGGGACAGUCAGGUGACCGUGACCAACGACGGCGCCACCAUCCUCAAGGCCAUCGGCGUCGACAACCCCGCCGCCAAAGUGCUCGUGGACAUGUCGAAGGUUCAGGAUGACGAGGUGGGCGACGGCACGACCUCUGUGACGGUGCUGGCCGCUGAGCUGCUGCGGGAAGCAGAGCUGCUGAUCGCCAAGAAGAUCCAUCCUCAGAUCAUCAUCUCCGGCUGGAGGAAGGCCACGCAAGCGGCCCGUGACGCUCUGAGGGAGGCAGCGGUGGACCACGGGAACGACGAGCAGAAGUUCCAGGUGGACCUGCUGAACAUCGCGCGCACCACGCUCUCCUCCAAGCUGCUGACGCACCACAAGGACCACUUCGCCCGGCUGGCGGUGCAGGCCGUGAUGCGGCUCAAGGGCUCCGGGAACCUGGAGGCCAUCCACGUCAUCAAGAAGCUGGGCGGACAGCUCCUCGACUCCUACCUGGACGAAGGCUUCCUGCUGGACAAGAGGAUCGGAGUGAACCAGCCCAAGAGGAUCGAGAACGCCAACAUCCUCAUCGCCAACACCGGCAUGGACACGGACAAGAUCAAGAUCUUCGGCUCCAGGGUGCGCGUGGACUCCACAGCCAAGGUGGCCGAGAUCGAGAUGGCCGAGAAGGAGAAGAUGAAGGAGAAGGUGGAGCGCAUCCUCAAGCACGGCAUCAACUGCUUCAUCAACAGGCAGCUGAUCUAUAACUACCCUGAGCAGCUGUUUGCCGCCGCCGGCGUGAUGGCCAUCGAACACGCUGAUUUCGCAGGAGUGGAGCGCCUGGCCCUCGUCACAGGCGGUGAGAUCACGUCUACCUUUGACCAUCCUGAGCUGGUGAAGAUCGGCCACUGUAAGCUGAUCGAGGAAGUGAUGAUCGGAGAAGACAUGCUCAUUCACUUCUCAGGAGUGGACAUGGGAGAGGCGUGCACCAUCGUCCUGCGCGGGGCGACCCAGCAGAUCCUGGACGAGGCCGAGCGCUCGCUGCACGACGCCCUGUGUGUGCUGUCGCAGACCGUCAAAGAGACGCGCACCGUGUUCGGUGGAGGAUGCUCUGAGAUGCUGAUGGCCAGAGUGGUGUCAGAUCUGGCCAACCGGACGCCAGGCAAAGAGGCCGUGGCCAUGGAGUCCUUCGCUAAAGCCCUGAUGAUGCUUCCCACCAUCAUCGCUGAUAACGCAGGAUAUGACAGCGCAGAGCUGGUGUCCCAGCUGAGAGCCGCCCACCAGGACAACAAGAUCACUUUCGGCCUGGACAUGACCCAGGGCUGCGUGGGAGACAUGGCGGAGCUGGGCAUCACCGAGAGCUUCCAGGUGAAGAGGCAGGUGUUGCUGAGCGCAGCCGAGGCGGCCGAGAUGAUCCUGCGCGUGGACAACAUCAUCAAAGCUGCUCCCAGGAAGCGUGUGCCGGAUCAUCACCCCUGCUGAACACACACCGCUAGCGGCCCGUGUAUUUAUUGACCGGAAGCGGAUUCUCUUUGUUCUGUAGUUCUUGUGCCGAUGCACUUCU